CCGAGCCAACAUGCCUGAGCCAGCGAAAUCUGCCCCCAAGAAAGGUUCUAAGAAGGCCGUCACUAAGACCGCCGGCAAAGGAGGAAAGAAGCGCAAGAGGUCCAGGAAGGAGAGCUAUGCUAUCUACGUCUACAAGGUCUUGAAACAGGUUCAUCCUGACACUGGCAUCUCUUCCAAGGCGAUGGGGAUCAUGAAUUCUUUCGUCAACGACAUCUUCGAGCGCAUCGCCGGUGAAUCGUCUCGUCUCGCUCACUACAACAAGCGCUCCACCAUCACAUCGAGAGAGAUCCAGACCGCCGUGCGUCUGCUGCUGCCCGGUGAGCUGGCCAAACACGCCGUGUCUGAGGGCACAAAGGCCGUGACCAAGUACACCAGCUCCAAGUGAGGUGUGAUGUGACUUCAACUACCCCAACGGCUCUUUUAAGAGCCACCCAUGUUUUCAGUUAAAGAGCUUUCAGUGUUUAAGUAUGUGGUGGGUGGGUCAGAUUAGAAAGGAAGUUUGGUUGUCUACUCAUGUGAGAACCAGAAACGAUGAAUCUAAAAUAUUUGAUGUGAUACAGACGGUAGUCAUAAUGUUAUAAUUACAGCACUACCCAGCCUCUGCAUUGUGUGAAAAACAUCAAAAACAAGCUACAAAUGUCAUCCCAUUUAAAUUGUAACAAGUGGGAAAUGAGGGCAUAUUUAUCAUAUUAUUACAAAAAAGUGUAUAUCAUAAACUCGUUCUAGUAUACUUGUCACCAGUUCAUUCACUUACUCUAAACGUGACCCUGGAUCACAAAACCCAGUCAUAAGGGUCACCUUUUCAAAAUUGAGGUUUAUACGUUAUCUGAAAGUUGAAUAAAUAAGCUUUCCAUUGAUGUAUGCUUUGUUAGGAUAAGACAAUAUUUGGUCGAGAUGUAACUAUUUGAAAAUCCAGAAUCUGAGGGUGCAAAAAAAU
This is a messenger RNA of Labeo rohita (rohu), 937 nucleotides long. RefSeq names its product histone H2B. NCBI's taxonomy places the organism in Eukaryota, Metazoa, Chordata, Actinopteri, Cypriniformes, Cyprinidae. Gene Ontology annotation, cellular component: nucleosome. The coding region runs from base 11 to 385 and encodes 124 amino acids. The transcript has a single exon. Gene Ontology annotation, molecular function: structural constituent of chromatin; DNA binding; protein heterodimerization activity. The record is from RefSeq and is a predicted model, not a curated record.